This is a messenger RNA of Globicephala melas (long-finned pilot whale), 9468 nucleotides long. RefSeq names its product TNFAIP3 interacting protein 2 (gene TNIP2). Gene Ontology annotation, biological process: regulation of transcription by RNA polymerase II; cellular response to lipopolysaccharide; positive regulation of canonical NF-kappaB signal transduction. The record is from RefSeq and is a predicted model, not a curated record. Lineage: Eukaryota; Metazoa; Chordata; Mammalia; Artiodactyla; Delphinidae. Gene Ontology annotation, molecular function: K63-linked polyubiquitin modification-dependent protein binding.
AUGGGGCCGGUGGGACACGCCAGUCACCCGCGGGCGGAGAGGCCGCGGACCCCGGGCGGGAUAGGACUGGGGCGGGGCCACGUUCCCGGCGGCGGGCAGGGCCUGGCAUCUCGGCGAGGGGCGGGGCUUGGCCUUUCGGCGGGGGGGCGGGGCCUGGCCUUUCGGCGGGGCGGGCGGGCCCGGGAUCUCCGCGGGGGGCGGGGCGCGCCGGGAAAAGUUCCGGGAAGGUGGGCCUCCCGCCCAGGCCCGGCGCGGAAGUUGCCGGUGGUCAGUACCCUGUCGGCCAGGCCCGCAGCCAUGUCGUCUGGGAACGCGGGGUCUGGCGGGCGGGAGGGCGCCCCGCGCGCCGCUGCCGCGCUCUGCGGCCUGUACCACGAGGCGGGGCAGAGGCUGAGGCGCCUGCAGGACCAGCUGGCCGCCCGGGACGUCCUCAUAGCGCGCCUCCGCGCCCGUCUGGCCGCGCUCGAGGGGGACACGGCGCCGUCGCUCGUGGACGCGCUGCUGGAGCAGGUGGCGCGCUUCCGGGAGCAGCUGCGGCAGCGGGACGGCGGCGCCGCGGAGGCCGCGCUGCGCCAGGAAAUCGAGAGACUUUCCGAGCAACUAGAAGAAAAAGAGAGGGAGACGAAGCAGCUGAUGAGCCAGCCGGAGCGGGAGCAGAAGGAAGUGGCCCUGCUGAGGAGAGGCGCGGCCCAGAAGGGGCGGGCCCCGGCUGCCAGCGACAUCCUGUGCCGCUCCCUGGCCGACGAGACGCAUCAGCUGCGCAGGACGCUGGCCGCCACCGCCCACAUGUGCCAGCACCUGGCCGAGUGUCUGGAUGCACGCCAGCGCGCAAAGGGGGACGCGGGGGAGAGGAGCCCCGAGCCAGCGUGUGCAGAUGGGGACGGCUCUGUCCACGCGGUUGUUGCGAAGUUACAGGAGGAGAAUCGACUGUUGAAGCAGAAGGUGACUCACGUGGAAGACCUCAAUGCCAAGUGGCAGCGCUACGACGCCAGCAGGGAUGAGUACGUGAGGGGACUCCACGCACAGCUGAGAGGGCUGCAGGCCCCCCUCGAGCCUGAGAGGCCCUCCCCGCCCGAGCUGAUGAGGAAGGAGAUCUCCCGGCUCAACACACAGUUGGAGGAGAAAAUCAACGACUGUGCAGAAGCGAGGCGGGAGCUGGAGGCCGUGAGGAGGGCCCGGGACGCCGCGCUGGAGCGCGUGCAGAUGUUGGAGCAGCAGAUCCUCGCGUACAAGGAUGACUUCACGUCGGAGAGGGUUGACCGGGAGCGGGCUCAGAGUAGGAUCCAGGAGUUGGAGGAACGGGUGGCCUUGCUGCAGCGCCAGGUACCCUGCAAACAGGAUCCUCGAGAGCCAGGCUCUUGCCGGGUUCAUACUGGGGGCAAAACUCCCGGGUACUUAGAGACUGACGCUUCGGAGCUCGUGGCACCCGGUGGCUGGAGGCCUGGGACGGGAUCCCAGCGGCCAGAACUCCCCGCAGAGGCCGGGAGCCCCGGAGCGACCCAGAGAGGCCAGGGGGACCUGCAGUGCCCUCACUGCCUGCAGUGCUUCAGCGACGAGCAGGGGGAGGAGCUCUUCCGGCACGUGGCCGACUGCUGCCAGUGAGCCCUGCUGGCCGGCGGCCCGGGGCCCGGGGGUGCUCCCAGCACGCAGCAGCGAGACGCGGGGCCCCCAGAACAGGCUGGGGGUGCUUCUGAGCCUUCCCCUUGGUCCCCCUUGGGUCAGGGGGCACUUCCGGUGGGGCUGGAGGGAGAGGUGGGGUUGGGAGCAUUCGUGCCCAGGAGGGCUCAGCCUCGCCUCUGGUGUGGAGUUUGACGUCCGAAGCUGUCAGUCAGGCUGAGGCCGUGCGAGACAUGGCGCGGGGUUCUCCCGGGCCCGCAGGACAGACCUGUCCCAGCCGCACCUGGGGAUGCUGCAGGUCACUGGGACAAGGUGGCUGCCCGUGGGAAGUGCGCCCACGCCCACCAGGAGGCGUGCACAGCUGAGCACUGUGCCUGCGCCGAAAUAAGGCUGCACUGCAAGAGUGGGUGCUGCAUAUCCGGAACUUAAACGUGUUUAUGUCACAUUACUUAUUUUUGUAAUAAAUGCACUUGCUACAGCGACUGCUGCGAGUGUGCGCUGGGGGCUGGGGUGCAGGCACCCGGCACCACUUCCAUCUGGGCCUGAGUUACACCAGCCGGGGAGGAGAAACACACUUUCUUACUGUUUGUCACCUGUUUGUUUGUUAGGGCAUCCCGAGGGGGUGGUCAGCGGGAGGCCAGCCUGCCCAGCACUCUGCCGUCGGCCUGUUUUAGCUCCAGCCAGGAUGUGAAGCGCUGGGGGUGAGGCGGGAGGAACCAGGCGCCUGGCGAAGGCAAGAGAGAGGCUUGCAGGGCAAGGACUGCGUGCAUAGUCCUGGUGGGGUCAGGGCUGUGUGACUCAAGUUAACCUUCAGAACGGUCGCAGGAGGUAAGUACUUCUAUCGAUCAUCCUCAACACAGGUGUGGAACAUGAGGCACAGAGGGGUAAGGUCACUUGCCCAAGAUCACAGUAGCAGGGGACAAAGCUAGGAUGUAAACCCAGGCCAUCUGGCUCCUGAGCCCACAUUCUACUUCCCAACGUGCAGGAGCUGCCGGCACGGUGAAGGGCCAGCAUUGGGUGCAUGUGCUGUCCCUCCUGCCUGGAACACUUGCUCACCCUCUCCGCUGGCUAAGUAGGUCCUCCUCCAGUUGUAGUUCAGGCGUCAACUCCUCUGUAGGAUCCCCGCGCACCCCACUUUCCAGGAGCCCGACUGGAAGGGAUCAGUCGCUGCGGCGUGGGUGCUAGAACGUCACAGGAAGCCUCCGUCUCACUGUCCUGAGGAGUUGGAGGAGUUUGGAAAUAGAUGGGGACCUCCCGGAGAGAAGGGAGCUGCAGAAGGGGGAGCCCUCAAAUCCUUGGCUGACCCCUGAACUGUGCGAGCUUAGCGUAAGACUCCAAGAAUCCUGGGGCAGGAACAGCGGCUGGAGGGCAGGAUGUGCUGAGGAGAGCUCCCAGCGGCUGUCCACCAUAGGGUGGCAGUUCCGAAGUUGAGUCCCUUGGGGUUAGAGGGGCUGGAAAACCUUGGUUUUCCUUUGAAACCCUCAAAGGGCCACAUUUUAGGAGUAAAGUUGACAUCUUAGGGCCAAAUCAAAACAGCCCUGCUCUUCCAGGCAGCCAACCAGUAAUUCACUGGCCUGUUGGAACAAAAUCCGGCUUUCUUCGGAGCCAGGACCUUGUACUAUAUUAACCACAGUCCAAUACACAGUAAAAAAUACUAGACAUAUGGGAAAAAAGGCAUAAUGAAGAUAUAUUCACGCACACACACAGAUAUAUUCACACAAGUACAAGCUAACAAAAAUUUAUAUCCAGCAGAUUGUAGGACAAGAAAAAAGUAUACUGUGGAAAUUACUCAGGCUAGAGGGAAAUGAUUCUGGAUAAAAACAAACAUAGAAAGGAAUGAAGAGCAUGGGAAUGGGGACUUCCCUGCUGGCAUAGUGGUUAAGACUCCAUGCUUCCAAUGUAGGGGGCCCGGGUUUGAUCCCUGGUCAGGGAACUAGAUCCCGCAUGCAUGCUGAAACUAAGAGUUCGCAUGCCACAACUACGGAGCCCACGUGCCGCAACUAAGGAGCUGGCAAGCUACAACUAAGGAGCCUGCGACUAAGACCUGGCACAACCAAAUAAAUAAAUAUUUUUUUAAAAAAAGAGCAUGGGAAUGAGUAGAUAUGAAUGAAUAUUGACUGUUUAAAACAAUAAUGUUGGGACUUCCCUGGUGGCGCAGUGGUUAAGAAUCUGCCUGCCAAUGCAGGGGACAUGGGUUCGAGCCCUGGUCCGGGAAGAUCCCACAUGCCGUGGAGCAACUAAGCCCGUGCGCCACAACUACUGAGCCUGCGCUCUAGAGCCCGCGAGCCACAAUUACUGAGCCUGCGUGCCACAACUACUAAAGCCCGCACGCCUAGAGCCCGUGCUCUGCAACAAGAGAAGACACUGCAGUGAGGAGCCCGCGCACCGCAACCAAGAGCGGCCCCCGCUCGCCGCAACUAGAGAAAGGCCAUGUGCAGCAACAAAGACCCAACGCAGCAAAAGAACAACAACAACAAAAACCCCCAAUAAUGUCUUGAGGGUUUUAAAACAUGCAAACGUGACCACAAGAACUUUCUAGGUGAGGGACGGGAGUGUUUAAUGAACUUAUACAAGUGUAGGGUUUUUGCAUUGAUUUGUGGUGGACUAAUGAACUAAGGAAGCAUAAUCUCUAGGGUAACCACUAAAGAAGUAAUGAAAAUAUCUAAUUAGAAGGUUAAUAGAACAGAAAAAUGUUUUUAUUAAUCCAAAGCAAGACAAGUUAGGAGAACCAAAGGGAUAAAGGAGAGACGAGACAAAGAGCAGCUGGAAGAUGGUAGACUUAACCAACUGUAUCAGUAAUUACAUUAAAAUAAAUGGACGGUGGGAUAGGGAGGGUGGGAGACGCAAGAGGGAGGAGAUAGAAAUAUGGGGAUAUAUGUAUAACUGAUUCACUUUGUUAUAUGGCAGAAACUAACACACCAUUGUAGAGCAAUUACACUCCAAUAAAGAUGUUAAAAAAAUAAACAGACCAAACACUCUGAUUGAAAGACAGUGACUGUCUUACUGGAUGAAAGUCUCACCUGUGUGCUCAUUAGAAAAGAUACACUUAUGCCAACAUUAACCAAGAAAAUGAGAGUGAUAAUCAGACACAGUGGACUUUUAAGACAAAAAAUAUUACCAGAAAUAUAGAGCAACAGUGCAUAAUAAAAGGGUGAAUUUAUCAGGAAUAUACAAUAUACCUAAAUUUGUGUAGAGCUAAUAAUAUAAAGCAAAAGAACUAGACAAAUGCAUAAUCAUCGUUGGAGAUUUUAGCAUACCUUUCUCAGUAACUGAUAGAAGCAGGGAAAAAAGUCAGUAAGGAUACAGAAGAUUAAACCUAUCUACUUGGCCUAAUUUCAUAUGUAGAACCUAAAUUACACCCAAGGAAAGUUAACUAUAAUUCUUUUCAGGUGUACAUGGAAUGCUUCCAAAAGAGACAAAUCUGUGGACCAUAAAUCAAGUCACAACAUACUCCAAAGAACCUAAUCAUUGAAUUCAUGAUCACUGACCACAGUGAAAUUAAACCACAACUCAAUAACAGAACGAUAACUACUAAAUUCCCAACACAGUUCUAAAUGACCCAUGGGAAAAAUAAACGCAAUGGAGAUUAGAAAGUAUUCUGAACUGAGUUAAAAAUGAAAAUACAACUUGCUAAAAAUUAUGGAAUGCAGCUAAAGCAGUGAUUAGGGGGAAUGUAUUAGCUCCAAAGGCAUAUAUUGGAAAUGAAGAGAGGUUAAACCUCAGUGAUCCAAGUGUUCAUCACAAGAAGCUAGGAAAAGAACCACAAAUUAGGGACUUCCGUGGUGGUCCAGUGGUUAAGAAUUCACCUUCUAAUGCAGGGGAUGCAGGUUCGAUCCCUGGUCAGGGAGCUGACGCCAGCCACAUGCUGUGGGGCAACUAAGUCCCUGCGCCACAACUACUGAGCCCACGUGCUCUGGAGCCUGCGCGCCACAACAAAGACCUGACGCAGCCAAGUAAUAAAAUUUAAAAAAUAAAAAGUGCAAAUUAAACCCAAAGAAAAUGGAAGGAAAUAAUAAAAGAGCAGAAUCAAUGAAAUGGAAAGCAGACAAAAAUCAACAAUGCCAAGAGUUAGUUCUUUUAAAUAGUAAUGAAACUGAUAAACCCACAGCAUGACUGAUGAAGAAUAGAAAACAAAUUGCUAAUUAUCAGGAAUGAAAGGUGGGCAUCACUGUAGAUCUCUCAGAUCUUGAAAAGAGUAUAUACUAUGAACAAUUUAUAAGACUGAUAAAUUUGACAACUUAGAUGAAAUGGAUAAAAUCCUUGAAACACACCACUUACUAAAAUUGACAUAAUUAAUAGAAAACCCGAAUAGCUCUAUGUCCAUUAAAUUGAAUCUGUAAUUAAAAAUCUUUUCACAAAGAAAAUUACAGUCUCAGAUGACUUCACUGGUGAAUUCUUCCAAACAUCUAAGAAAGAUAUACCAAUCUUACACUCAGGAAACAGAAAGUGGGAAUGUCUCCCCAUCUCAUUUUAUGACACCAAAACCCAAGGACAAGGCAAGAAAGAAAAUGACAGACCACUCUCUCUCCUGAACAUAGAGGCAAAAGUCCUAAACAAAAUAUUAACAAAUUGAACCCAGCAAUAUAAAAUGGAUAAUACGUUAAUAACCAAGUGGAAUUUUUAUUACAGGAAUACAGGAUUGGUUGACAUAAAACAAAAACAAACAAAACCCACAAAACUAAUUUGCCAGAGGAGAAACCAUAGGAUCAUCUCAACAGAAGCAGAAAAAGCUUACGACACGAUUUAAUACCCACUCAUGAGAACACUGAGCGAACUAGGAAUAGAAGGGAUUUCCUCGAUCUGAUCAAGGUAUGUGUCCAAAAGACCUAUGGCCAGCUUUCUAUGUGACGAUGAAAUACUGAGUGCUGCCCCUGCUGAAUCCCAUCAAGGCAAGGUGUCCACUUUUUAAAAUUUUUAUUUACUUUUUGGCUGCGUCGAGUCUUCGUUGCUGCGUGCGGGCUUUGUCCAGUUGUGGCGAGCGGGGGCUACUCUUCGCUGCGGAGCUCAGGCUCUAGGCAUGUGGGCUUCAGUAGCUGUGGCUCGCGGGCUCUAGAGCACAGGCUCAGUAGUUGUGGCACACAGGCUUCAUUGCUCCGCGGCACGUGGGAUCUUCCCGGACCAGGGCUCGAACCCGUGUGCCCUGCAUUGGCAGGCGGAUUCUUAACCACUGUGCCGCCAGGGACGCCCCAAGGUGUUCACUCUUAUUGCUGCAAUUACACACUGUACAGGAGAUACCCAGUGCAAUCAGGCAAUAAAAGGGAAAAAAGGACAGAAAAAUUGGAAGAGAAAAAGAUCAAACUAUCGCUAUUCACAGAUGACAGACUGUGGAUAUAGAAAAUCCCUAGGGGAUCUUAAGAAAAAAGUUUAGAAUUAGUCAAGUUGACCAUCUCAAGAUACAAAGACAAUGUAUGAAACAUCUACUGUAUUCCUGUAUAUCUGCAACAAUUGGAAAAGAAAACUUAUAAACCUGUUGUGGGUUGAAUUGUGUCUCCCCCAAAAGAUAUGUUUACCAAAACGAUGCUGAAGUCCUAAUCCCCAGAAUGUGUGAAUGUGACCUCAUCUGGAAAUAGGGUCUUUGCAGGUAUAAUCUCAGGUGAUGUCCUGCUGGAUUAGAGUGGGCCCCAAAUCCAAUGACUGGUGUUCUUACAAGAAAAGGACAAGAGACAGACACAGGUGAGAACAUACCGUAUGAAAACAGAGGCAGAGAUUGCAGUGAUGCCUGUAUAAACCAAGGACUGCCAGCGACCACCAGAAGCCAGUAGUGAGGCACGAAGAAAUGUUUCCUCACAACCUCUAGAAGGAACCAGUUCCACUGACACCUGGAUCUUGGAUUAUAUCCUCCAGAACUGAGAGAAUAAAUUCCUGAGCCACCUAGUUUGGGGUGCUUUUUUAUGGGAGCCCCAGGAAACUAAUGCAUAACUCUACUUAGGUAAUGUCAAGGACCUAAAAUGCUUAGGAGAAAAUUAUCAGAAGUGUGCAAAACCUUUACAAUAAAAGCUGUAAAAUAUUGCUUAGAGAAAUUCAAGAGCACACAAAUAAAAGAUACCAUGUUCAUAGACUGGGAACUCAGUAGUCCUUAAGAUGCCCGUUCUUCCCAAGUUGAUCUAUAGACUCAGUACAAUCUCAGUCACAAUCCCAAUCGGCCUCUAUGACAAACUGAUUUUAAAAUGAGUACUCCCCCCCCCCCAUUUCUUGGACUCCAGUUACAUGUGUGUUAGAAUGCCUGAUAUGGUCCCACAGGUCUUUAUUUUUUGGCUGCGCCGCACGGCACGCGAGAUCUUAGUUCCCCGACCAGGGAUCGAACCCGUGCCCCUGCAGUGGAAACUUGGAGUCCUAACCACUGGACUGCCAGGGGAUUCCCUCCCACAGGUCAUUUUUUUCCCCCAGUCUCUUUUCUCUCAGUACUUCAUUUCUGGUCGUUUCUGUUUAUAUGCCAUCAAGGUCACAGGUAUUUUCUUCCAGCGUUUCUCAUCUGCUGUUGUAGUGUUUUUCAUUUCAGAUAUUGUUAUCUUUUGUCCUUUGGAUUUGGAUCUUUUAUACAUCUUCCAGUUCUCCUUCUUGUUCAUGUUUUCCUUUAUAUCCUUCAGCGCAGUCGUAAGAUUUGUAAUGGUCGUUUUAAAGUCCUUGCCUGCAAAUUCACCAUCUUUGGUUCUGUUUCUAUUGCUUGUUCGAUGUUUCUUCCGAUUUAUGGUUUAUAUUUUCCUUCUUCUUGGGAUGGCCUGCUAAUUUUUUGCCUGGAUUCCAGCAUUUUGAAUUUUACUUUAGUGUGGGAUGGUUUCGUAUUUCUUCUAAAAGAAUGUUGGACUCUGUUCCAGCAGGCAGUUAAGUUACUUAGGACCAGUUUGAUCCUUCUUAGGCUUGCUUUUAGCUUUAGAUUCCAUACUAGGGUAAGAGAAGCCCACUGCCGAGCUGAGACCCUUCUGAGGGCUCCACGCCAAUACCCGUGUACAACCAGGUCUCUCCACCCUGGUUGGUGGAAACUUUCCCCCUGGAUUUAUGGAACUUUAUGCCACACGUGCACAGAUGAGUAGAUUCGAGGGGGUUCCCUGCAGACCCGUGGAGCGCUCUAAGUGCAGCCCCUCCUGUCUGCAUCUCUGCCCCACACACUCCAGCCACCCCACAUGCUGGUCUGGUCUCUGCUUCCUCUGCUCAGCAACCCUGCUGGGCUCCUCCCAGUGCUGGGGCCUGCAGGCUGCCUCCAGGCCGGAAGCUGGGGCCCUCAGAGGCUCACCUUGUUCCCUGCCCUUCACUCAGGAAACACUGCCACGUGCUGCCUCUGCUCCAACAUCCAAGAACACCGUUAAGAAAACGUCCUUGGCUUCACAGUUAACAGCAGGAGGACGGUUUCUGUAGCCACUCUUCCUCCACAGACGCUGCUGCUGCUGAGUUUAACAGUCCAGGCACAUGGUUCUCACUCUCCAGACGACACCGCAUUCUCCACCGAAGACAAGCCGGGGCUCCCAGGACGCAGCUGGCUCCACACUCAGCUACGUGAGUGGUCCUGACAGUUAAGUUCUUCACAGUCCUGAGGUGUCUGAAAUCUCCUUCCGUGCUGCGUGUCUCCACCCCGCAGUGCUGUUUACUCUUAACACUUAGUAGUGGAUCCAAAACCUGUGACUGUCAAGGUGAAGCAGCAGAACGUCACUUGCAUUCUGUCAUUCUCUGUGAUGACUUGGAGGUUUUAUUUUUGUUUAAAACAGUAUGAACUGUGGGUUAAGUUUUUUCUUCUCCUUUUAAAAGAUAUGGUAAUGAAAUUGAGAAGUAUCAAUCCUUUCUGGUACCGUAACGUUUUGAUUUUUUAAUGGCAUGAGUAUGUGGGCAAACUUCAAUAAAAGAACAUUUUGCUGUUUU